ACCUCCACACACAUAACUUUUGUCCUUCUUGUUACAUGCGAUUUAUCUCUCCUCAUAACCGUGAUAUGGGUAUGGUCAUAUACCGUAGUAACCUUUUACUUCUUAAUUUCUCUACCACUAAUUCCUCUAAUAUACCCAUGUCGUAACUUACUUAACAUUAUCUUGGAAAAUAAAAUAAAUAACUUUCAAUGUUUUAAAAUGUCACAUAUAAAAUGACAUAUGACUCUGACAUUGACAAAUAACUAACCAAAAAAAAAACAAAUUAUAGUUUGGUUUCGUUUACGUUUACUUUAGUAACAAAGUUAUUUAAAUAUUCUUUAAUUAUAUUAUUAAGGAAUGAUUCAGAUAAUUUGAUUUUUAGUGAUAGUUAGGUUUCUAUAAAUUCUAAUCUGAUAAAUAACAAAUGAUGGCGAACUCAAUAUGGCUUAAGUUAUGUACCUUACGUCAUGCACCGGCAGCGUUUCUACAACCGUAUCGUACAACUACGAAUAAACAUUUCAAUCCGAAAUUUAAGAAGGAAAGGGCAGCUAAAUACUUGAAGGUGGAUCUGCCAAAUAUGAAUGAAGAUACGGAAGAUAUGACUCCGGAGAAAAUGCGUCAGAAAAUGAAGGAGAGAGGAGUGUUACCACCACGACCUUGGAUGGAGCGUCCGUUUUAUAUUUCUGCCACUGGAGGUAUAUUUGAGGCAUAUGUCCCUCCAGAGGGUGAUGGAAAAGCAUCAAUAGUGUCCGCAACAAGAGCAAAACAAACUGUACAACUCCUUGAAAAGAAAUCAAGAUCAAUGAUGGCGGUCCGCAAGAUUAAAUCAUACGAAGAAGAUUUUAACACUAACGAAUUUUGCAGUCAGGCGCAGAAUAUAUACAUCAAAGCUCAUGAGAGUCUUGCUAACAAUGAUAAAGCUUCCUUAAGGUUGUAUGUAACGGAGAAGGCAUACCCUGAGUUCAGACACAACACUUGGGAGAAGACAAUACAUUGGAAGUUCUUGGAGUCUCUGGAACCUCCGCGGGUGGUGCAUGCUCGCUGUACCGAUAUUAUUAGCAAGGAUAAUAUAUUUGGGCAGGUAACAGUGCGUUUCCACACUCGUCAACAGCUAGCCGUGUACGACCGUUUCGGACGUCUACUCCACGGCAGUGAAAUACUCGCUAAAGACGUUUUAGAAUAUAUCGUAUAUGAGAAACACCUUUCAAACAUGUAUGGAACAUGGCGAGUACAUGCCAAGAUUAUUCCUGACUGGGCACCUCCCAAAGAUCCUUCAAAGUUAACUAAAAUCAGACCAGAACCUGAACCUGAACCUACUAAGUUAUUAGAAAAACCAGAAGAAACCCCAGCAAUAGCUGAUAAGUAAAUUGUAAGAAAUUAAAUUAGUAUAAUAGA
Papilio polytes (common Mormon) is the source of this 1374-nucleotide messenger RNA. It is a transcript of the gene mRpL45, whose product is annotated as probable 39S ribosomal protein L45, mitochondrial. Gene Ontology annotation, cellular component: mitochondrion. Lineage: Eukaryota; Metazoa; Arthropoda; Insecta; Lepidoptera; Papilionidae. The coding region runs from base 404 to 1345 and encodes 313 amino acids. The transcript has 4 exons. The record is from RefSeq and is a predicted model, not a curated record.